GUCCAAACAAAACAUAAACAUGCGUUGCUAAAGAGACCUCCACCUUUGCCAGUUGGAAAGCAACCCUUGGAAUUAAAUCAUCAUCACCAGCUAGAUUGUCUCUUUUGGCGAGGACGCAGCAUGCGCUCGACGCUGUACGACUAACAAGAUCCGAUAUUUAUUCUGUUUAAUUUCUUUUAAUUUCUUUCCUUUUCUUUCCCCCGCGUUCGCCGUCCGCCCUCGCGCGUGACAACAUCGUCUCAGUAAACAAUGGCGACAAUCAACUUCGACAUCAACGAUGCGCUCAAGCAUUACAUGUCGGAUCCGGCCACGAUUCCCACGCCGGAAGCCGACAGAGAUCUCUUCGACUGCGAAAAUGACCCCGAAGCCCUCACCAACCAGGUCCUCAACCCCGUCCUCAACCCCAUUGUGGACGCUGUCGCCGACAACCCAGAUGCCAUUAUGCGGGCGUCAAGCAUGGACUCGCUGCAGUUCUUGCUCAAGUUCUCGUCCUUUCUCCCGACCCACGCCCUCAGCAAAGUGUUCGACUUGGUCAUGAGCGGUCUCAGUGCCGAAGCCGACGCCAUUAACAACGACCUCGAUUCACCAGACGAGCAGGAGUCGCUCACACAUCACAAGCAGCUGCUCGAAAUAUACGGCUUUCUUCUCCAAUGGACCAUUGCCGCCGUCGAGGCCAAGGCUGCAGAGAAGUCUUCGGCUGCUCCCGUAGCCCGCAGAGGCACCAAGGCCAAGAAGGGCGCUCCCAAGGACGAUGCCUGGGACUCGGCCGCCCAGCUCCAGGCCGCUCUCGACAUCAUGUGCAAGGUCAUGAAGCUUAAAUUGUCCAAGAUCUUUGUCACGACAAGCGAGAGAGACACAUUCAUCGGUCUCUUGACCAGACCCGUCUACAUGGUGCUGGAGAGUGAGCAGCGCGUCAAGGCGACGUCGAUCCGCAUGCACUGCUUCAAGGUGCUUUGCAUGGCCGUCAAGCACCAUGGCCACGGCUAUGCCGCGCAGAUCAACGUCAUCCAAAACUUGACAUACUUUGAACACCUGUCGGAGCCCAUGGCUGAGUUUUUGCACAUUCUGGCCGACACAUACGACUACCCUCAGCUUGCCGACGAGGUGUUGCGAGAAAUCAGCAACAAGGAAUUCAACUCCAACGAUACAAAGGGCCCCAAGUCGGUGUCGACAUUCAUUGCCAAGAUUUCCGAACUCGAGCCUAGAAUCGUCAUCAAGCAGAUGACCAUGCUUGCCAAGCAGCUCGACAGCGAGUCGUAUACUCUGCGUUGCGCGCUCAUUGAGGUCUGCGGUAACAUGAUUAGCUACCUUAGUGUCCAGGAGGACCGCACGGAGAACCAAAAGACACAGCUUGACGCCUUUUUUGACGUUUUGGAGGAGCGCUUCUUGGAUAUCAACCCUUACUGCCGUUGCAGAGCGCUACAGGUCUACAUGAAGAUUUGCGAGCUGGAGCAAAAGUUCCCCAAGCGCCGCCAAAAGGCUGCUGAGCUUGCCUGCCGCAGCUUGGAGGAUAAGAGCAGCAAUGUCCGCCGCAAUGCCAUUAAGCUCCUGGGCACCCUCAUCAAAACACAUCCCUUCCACGUCAUGCACGGCGCCCAGCUGUCUCGCAAGGAGUGGCAGGACCGUCAUGACAAGGUUGAGGAAGAGCUUAAUUCUCUCAAGCCCCCUCCUGGCAUGCCUGGCUUUGACCCCGAUGCUACUUCUACCAAGGGCCUCCUUGAUGAGGACCCUGACGCAGAGUCGCCCAAGAAGCCUCAGGACAUGACGGACGAGGAAAAGCUGGCGGCCAUUAACAAGGCCCAGACUGAGGCCGCUACGAGCGAGGCCAUCCAGAAGCUCACCCUCACUCGCCGCUACUACAACGAGGCGCUCAAGUUUAUUGACGUCCUGCACGAUGCAACCAUCAUCAUCUGCCAGCUGCUUGGCUCCCGCAACAAGAGCGAAGUCAUUGAGGCUAUUGACUACUUUGAGGUUGGCGAUGCCUACAACAUUGAGCAGAACAAGCUAGGUAUUCGCCGCAUGCUUCGCUUGAUCUGGACCAAGGGCAACAGCGAUGAAGGCAAGGGCGUGCAGACACACCUUAUUGAGUGCUACCGCCGACUCUUCUUUGAGGCUCCCGACUCAUUCAGCGCCAACGAUGCUUCGAAUUACAUUGCCCGCAACAUGAUUAGUCUGACAUUUGGCGCGACCCCCGCCGAGUUAACUUCCCUCGAGCAGCUGCUGGCCACCAUGAUGAAGGGCAACCUCAUCCCCGAGGCCGUCAUUGCCAAGCUAUGGCAGGUAUAUGGCGUUCAGAGGCGCGAGAUUUCCAAGAACCAGCGCCGCGGCGCUAUCAUGGUGCUUGGUAUGCUGGCUACGGCCAACCCGGAGAUUGUGGUGGGAGAAAUGGAGAUUAUGCUUCGCACUGGCCUCGGUGCCUUUGGCCGUAGCGAUUUGCAACUGGCAAAGUACACUUGUAUUGCGCUGCGCCGCAUCAACCCGACUGGCCGCCAGGGCAAGGAGGCCACAGCCAAGUUCUCCCGCCUGCCCAAUGACCACGCCGUCUGCCUGCGCCUUGCUGCCAUUACCGAGGUGCCCUCGGAGAGCAAGGAGUGGUACGGAGUGGCAGAGCAGGCUAUUAAUGCCAUCUACGCCAUCUCGAAACACCCCGACACGCUCUGCUCAGACGUCAUUCGCCGCAAAACCCGCCACGUCUUUGGCGGAUCGGCUUCUAGACCGACGUCGAGAGAUGAGACACAGCCUAUGCAAGAUGGAGAGCCUACUGUGACACAGCCCGAAAAGACGAGCAAGCGAGACAAUGCGGUGGCGCUGUCUCAGUUACUGUUUAUCGUGGGCCACGUUGCCAUCAAGCAGAUUGUGCACUUGGAACUGUGCGAGCUCGACUUCAAACGUAGAAAGCAAGAAAAGGAGAAGCAGGCGGCGGCCAAGCCUGACAAGGAAAAGGAGGACGCUGAUGAGCUGGACCUGAUUGGCGGCACAACGGAGGACGACUUUACCGAGGCCAUGACGCAUAUUCGCGAGCGAGAGCUGCUGUACGGCCCCAACUCGCUGCUGGCCAUGUUUGGCACGCUGGUGUCUGAGGUUUGCGCAAACAACACAACAUACGCCGACAAGGGCCUUCAGGCUGCAGCCACUCUCUGCCUGGCGAAGCUCAUGUGUGUGUCGUCUGAGUACUGUGAGGUCAACCUACCGCUGCUUAUUACGAUUAUGGAACGCUCGCCGGACGCCACUGUCCGCUCCAACGCCGUGAUUGCUCUAGGUGACAUGGCCGUCAGCUUCAACCACCUGAUUGACGAGAACACCGACUUCUUGUACCGCCGUCUAGCAGACGACGACGCGUCGGUCAAGCGAACAUGUCUGAUGACGCUGACCUUCUUGAUUCUGGCCGGUCAGGUCAAGGUCAAGGGUCAGUUGGGCGAGAUGGCCAAGUGCCUGGAGGACGAGGACCGCCGUAUUGCGGACCUGGCGAGAAUGUUCUUCACGGAGCUCAGCACCAAGGACAAUGCAGUGUACAACCACUUUGUGGACAUGUUUAGCUUGCUCAGCGCGGGCAACAUGGACGAGGAGAGCUUCAAGAGAAUUGUCAAGUUUUUGCUGGGCUUUGUCGAGAAGGACAAGCACGCCAAGCAGUUGUCAGAGAAGCUGGCUGCCCGUCUGGGCCGCUGCGAGACGGAGAGGCAGUGGAACGAUGUGGCGUAUGCGCUGGGCUUGCUGCAGCAUAAGAAUGAUGAUAUUACCAAGAUGGUCUCGGAGGGCUUCAAGCUGGUGCAGGCUCCUGCUUAAUGCCAUCCGACUGUGUCUUGGUAAUGUCAUCAUCCUUAUGGUGCAGGUACCUACUUAAUGGAUGAUUCGUCUCUGUGUGUGUUUGCGUGUAUAUAGAAGAGUAAAGAUGGCGCCUAGAGUAUUUACUUAUUCAUAAUGAUAUUUUCACGUUUUACAUUUUAUGUGUCUAUGUUAGUGAAUGUGUUGACUGAUAGUUUUUCAUUGUCACAGAUUGGCUGAUGAUUAUUAUGUUUUCUUUUGUUUUGAUGUUUGUGCUUGUGGGUCAGUCAUAUUUUGCAAUUUUGUAAGAAAUUUUCUACGUCUUAUUAGGAUGAGAAUGGUGGGAUGAAUGUGUAUAGUAAUGAGUCUGGAGUUUGAC
Messenger RNA from [Torrubiella] hemipterigena, 4141 nucleotides. Lineage: Eukaryota; Fungi; Ascomycota; Sordariomycetes; Hypocreales; Clavicipitaceae. The record is from the annotation of a GenBank genome assembly.